AUGGAUGAUCAGCACUUGAGCCACGACCAAUUCUUUGAGAAGCUCAAUGAGCUGUUCGGCGCUCGCAAAGGAAGUGAUCAUGGGGCCAUAUAUUUAACACAAAAACGACUCACACAUAAUAGCGACAGCGAACAUUUGACGGCGGAUGGGGACUUUGAAGACCGUCAUCCGUCGAAGCCCAUACCCGUUAUUGUCAGAGCCACAAACGGCAAAUCCAAAAGAGCCAAGACCAGCAAGAUCAAGCUGUCUACAGUGAUUCAACCGCAUGAUCUAGCGUCCUUCUAUGUUCGUUACGCAGAAGUCUGUAAGGCCGGCAUGGCGGCGCUGAAACCACGAGACCGAAGCAAGAACAAGGCCAAGGCCAAGGCGAAGAAGAAGAAGACAGCGGCAUAG
Molecule: messenger RNA, 393 nt
Organism: Beauveria bassiana ARSEF 2860
Lineage: Eukaryota; Fungi; Ascomycota; Sordariomycetes; Hypocreales; Cordycipitaceae
Product: signal recognition particle 14kD protein
Exons: 3
Coding region: 1-393 (130 amino acids)
Biological process (GO): SRP-dependent cotranslational protein targeting to membrane
Cellular component (GO): signal recognition particle, endoplasmic reticulum targeting
Molecular function (GO): endoplasmic reticulum signal sequence receptor activity; 7S RNA binding
Source: RefSeq, a predicted model, not a curated record